AUGGCCUCCGCGGAGCCCUCGCCGCCCGCGUCGCCGCCCGCCUCUCCCGAGCCGGAGCUGGCGCAGCUGAGGCGGAAGGUGGAGAAGUUGGAGCGCGAGCUGCGGAGCUGCAAGCGGCACGUGCGGGAGGUGGAGAAGCUGCUGCGGCACACCGAGCGGCUGUACCAGAGCGCCGAGAGCAAUAACCAGGAACUCCGCACGCAGGUAGAAGAACUCAGUAAAAUACUGCAUUGUGGGAGAAAUGAAGAUAAUACAAAGUCUGAUGUAGAAGUACAGACAGAGGACCACGCUCCGUGGUCCAUUUCAGAUUAUUAUUAUCAGACAUACUAUAAUGAUGAUAGUCUUCCCCGUAAAGAGACGGAACUGUCUGCACAGCAGAGCCAGUGUGUUCAAGCUCCUACUAAAGAUGAGGCACAAGUAGACAGUGAUCGUUAUGCUGGUACUGAUGUAGCAGAAUGUGUUAAACAUACACAAGAAGACCACUUCACCUCUGACUCACAGGAGAGUGCGUCCGCGUUAGCAGCCGAGGGCACGGCCUUGGAAGGGGCCUCGCUAGCUGAAAGCUUGAGAGCGGCCGCCGAAGCUGCUGUGUCGCAGACCGGCUUCACUUACGACGAGAACACAGGGUUGUAUUUUGACCACAGCACUGGCUUCUAUUAUGAUUCCGAAAACCAACUAUACUAUGAUCCUUCCACUGGGAUUUAUUACUACUGUGAUGUGGAAAGUGGUCGAUACCAAUUUCAUUCUCGAGUAGAUUUACAGCCUUACCAGACCUCUAGCACAAAACCAAGCAAAGAUAAAAAAUUGAAGAAGAGAAGAAAGGAGCCAGGUUUUUGUACAGCAAAUGAUGAAAAGGAUUUGAGUUCAGAAGACCAGAAAGUCUGCAGCGUUGAAUAUAUAAACUGCAGUGAGGAAGACAGUGGUGCCAAUCUGAAAAAGAAGGCCAGAGUAGACACUCCCCACAGAAGCAGUCCCUUAAGACCCCCUCUUGCAGUUAGCCGAAACACUGGCGAGCCUCCUGGUGAUGACAAUUCAGCCUCAUCUAAGGAUGAGAAAGUUAGAGAGAGUGAGAGCGAGCCGGAAGAAGGUGAAAUUACAGACUCUCAGAGCGAGAAUAGUUAUGAUGAAGAUAGUCCCAGUGAGAACGAGGAGUCCUCGGGAGAAUCGGAGGAUGAAGAUGAGGAAAAGAUUUGGCCCCCCUGUAUUCGGGUGAUUGUUAUUAGAUCUCCAGUGUUACAGACGGGCUCACUGUUCAUCAUCACAGCUGUCAACCCAGCCACCAUUGGGAGAGAAAAGGAUAUGGAGCAUACUCUCCGAAUCCCUGAAGUUGGUGUCAGUAAGUUUCACGCAGAAAUUUAUUUUGACCAUGACCUGCAAAGCUACGUCCUUGUGGAUCAGGGCAGCCAGAACGGUACCGUUGUCAACGGGAAGCAGAUUCUUCAGCCCAAAACUAAAAGUGACCCUUACGUCCUUGAACACGGUGAUGAGGUGAGGAUCGGGGAGACCGUGUUGUCUUUUCACAUCCACCCUGGCAGCGAGACCUGCGAUGGCUGUGAACCAGGGCAGGUCAGAGCUCACCUGCGCCUCGACAAGAAAGACGAGCCUUUCGUUGCUCCAGCGUUAAGUAAGGAGGAGAAAGAGUUGGAAAGGAGGAAAGCGCUAAGGAAAAUACGGGUGAAGUACGGUCUGCAGAAUACAGAAUAUGAAGAUGAAAAAGCGUUGAAGAAUCCAAAAUAUAAAGACAGAGCUGGAAAACGCAGAGAGCAGGUUGGAAGCGAAGGGACUUUCCAGAGAGAUGAUGCCCCUGCGUCUGUCCACUCUGAAAUUACAGAUAGCAACAAAGGCCGGAAGAUGCUGGAGAAGAUGGGCUGGAAAAAGGGAGAGGGCCUGGGAAAGGAUGGUGGAGGAAUGAGGACGCCGAUCCAGCUUCAGCUCCGACGGACACAUGCAGGCUUGGGGACAGGGAAACCAUCCUCUAUCGAUGAUCUUCACUUUCUCCAGAAUAAGAGCAAGAAAAACUGGGACAAAGCGAGAGAGAGGUUUGCAGAAAACUUCUCAGAAACUAAACCUCUGAAAGAUGCAGCGGGGGCCACGCCGUGGGUGAAGGGGUCUGCAGAAUGAAGGUCGGUCACAGGAAAAACUGGAGCUUUGAAAAGAGAAGACUUUGGAAACUGUUGUUGUAGAAACUUGGGUUCUCAAAAAGUCAGUAACAGGAGGGAACUCUUCAGAUGGUCCUCUUGAUCCACACACGUGUGAGGACGUGUGCUUUACAGCUUGUAGAGAGCAUUUUAACUCGGGCAGGAGCGGAAUGAACUCAUGCAGGAAGUGGACUGAAGUUCACGGAGCACAGGCAGAGCUUGUCAGACCGUUGCUGUUUAAUACUGUCAUGUACCACACCUGUAGAGGGCAAUAGCCAUGCGAGCAGAAUUCAGACAACCACUAAUGACGUGAGUGGACGUUUGUCCUGUCUCUAUGUGUCACUGUUAGAAGAUGUGCAGACAGGAAAUAGACGUUUAUAAAACAAUUCUGUGUGGAUACUUGUUUACACCUUUUAGAACCUAGGUUUUUUGUUUUUUUAAGUUGAGAAACCCUGAGUAGUGGAGCAUAAUUUUAUCCUUAAAAUAACUGCAGUAAAUUGAACAACUGAUGAGCAGGUGACAUGCUAUAGAAAAUUAGUCUCAAACUGUUUUCUUCUGUGAAGAAUGUUGAUUUGUACUAUAUAUUCAGCAUUUGCCUUUGGGUUUUUCCUAGCUGAUGAAACAUUUGAUAUAGACAACUGGGUGCAUAUUGGCAUAUUCAAUGUGCUAGCAUUUUUAGUUUUGAUAAAUACCAUUGCGGGCAAUGGGGUUGUGCCAGAGAAACCUGACAACCAGUGCAGAUGGGUUACUUAGCCAAGGCUUCAAACACAAACAUUUGCUGGAAACAUCUUCAAAUGCAAUAAAAAAACAUUUUAAAAGACUUGAUUUCUUGAAUAAAUGAUUUAAACAUA
Peromyscus maniculatus bairdii (prairie deer mouse) is the source of this 2989-nucleotide messenger RNA. RefSeq names its product angiogenic factor with G-patch and FHA domains 1 (gene Aggf1). Gene Ontology annotation, biological process: positive regulation of angiogenesis. The record is from RefSeq and is a predicted model, not a curated record. Lineage: Eukaryota; Metazoa; Chordata; Mammalia; Rodentia; Cricetidae. Gene Ontology annotation, molecular function: protein binding; nucleic acid binding.